Messenger RNA from Xyrichtys novacula (pearly razorfish), 2102 nucleotides. The record is from the annotation of a GenBank genome assembly. NCBI's taxonomy places the organism in Eukaryota, Metazoa, Chordata, Actinopteri, Labriformes, Labridae.
AAACACACACACACACACACACACUUAAACACACAUAUUUAAACAGACACACACACACACACACACAUAUUUAAACACACACACACACACAGUUAAAAACUCGUUUUAUUGCAGAUUCUGUGUUUUUUUUAUCCGGUUGGAGGAGAAACGAGGAGGCGGAUUCGGCUCCAACUUUCCUCUUCAUGAUGUGUGAAACUGUUUCUGACUGUGGCUCAAAUUUAAACCCAGAAGAAGAAUUUAAACAGAAACAGACCCGAGGAACCGAGGAACCGAGGAACGGAGGAACGAAGGAACGAAGGAACGAAGGAACAGAAACGGAGAGGUGGAAAUCAGAGCUGCUGCUUCAGGACGCUGGUUUAGGAGUCUUCAGGUUUCAGGUUCAGGUCAGAUCACCGCAGAACAAAAACAACAAGAACAGAUUAUUACAGAUUAUUAUUAUAAUCCUGAUGCAGGUCAGAGACCGUGCUUCAUCAGUGAGGUCCACUCUGAAAACCAUCAUCAUCAUCAUCAUCAUCAUCAUCGCGAACGUCUGUUUAAACCUUUGAGAGACCCGUGAAGCUCAGACCUGAAGGUCAGGAGGUCUAACUCUGCUCGGAGGAGGUUCAUGUGUGGGAUAAGUCUUUCCUGGUCCAGGUGAGUCCCUGUGAGAUCAGACCUGGACGAACAGGAACAUCGUGUUAGAACAACAGAACAGUCCGAUCCUUCAGCAGAGUCAGAAAAACACAUAAAUCCCUGAGGAGUCCAGAUUUAAAAACACUCAGACUGAGUUUUCAUGACAAAAAAAAGGGGGCGGAGGACUUUUCUGCAGGACCAAUCAGAGCUCCUGAAAAAAAAGGAAAAAAUCUGGGGUCUUUGGUCAGGAACCUCCCCAGAUCUUAAUCCUAUACAGAGAGUUUAUGGUCAAUCGAACAAACUGACACUCGUGAAAUAAUGAAACUUUAAAACAUAAAAACAAGAAGAUCUAAAAACGCUGAAGCAGCAGAGUUUGUGAAAAUUCAUAUGUGUGUCAUUCUCUAAUCUUCUGACCUCGGCUGUAGUCCUGGUCCGGCCCUGACGUCUCUCUUGACGCCAUCGUCGUUUUCUUCUGCUUCAUCCAGGUCUGGCAGCAGCUUCAGGACUGAAGCCCAGACGGCGAGAGAUAUAGUCCCUCCACCUGGUCCUGGGCCGACCACGAGGUCUCCUCCCGGUGGGACAUGUCUGGAACACCUCUAACAGGAGGCGUCCAGAAGGCGUCCUAACACCUCAGCUGACUCCUCUGGACGUGGAGGAGCAGCGGUUCUCCUCUGAGCUCCUUACCCUAUCUCUAAGGCUGAGCCCGGACACCCUGAGGAGGAAACCCAUUUCAGCCGCUUGUAUCUGCGAUCUUGUUCUUUCGCUCAUUACCCAAAGUUCAUGACCAUAGGUGAGGAUCGGCACGUAGAUCGACCGGUAAAUCCAGAGUCUCUCCUUACGGCUCAGCUCUUUCUUCACCACCACUGAUCGGUUAAUCGUCCGCAUCACUGCUGACGCCGCUCCAUCCUACCCUCACUCCUGAACAAGAUCCUGAGAUACUUGAACUCCUCCACCUGAGGCAGGACCGCCCCUCCAACCUGGAGAAGGUGAUUGACCUUUCUCUGACUGAGGACCAUGACCUCGCCGCUCUCCUGUCCCACGCUCCUGUGGUGGUUUUCAGGAACAGCUGGAGUCUUCCUGCUGAGUCAGAGUCUUUUUAUCAAACCGGGAUCUGGAUCGGACUUUCCCUUUAAACAGACAUAGAUCCGUGUCUGCAUAGAUCUGUACGAGAGAGGAUGACGACCUUUGACCUGACCAUCUUUAAAUCCUUCAGCUCCUGCUGUUUUAUCCCCUGAAGGUGUUUCUCCUCAGGAUCAGGACUCAGAGCUUCUGUCUGUCACUGCAGCUCAGAGAAACAUGCUGAACUGGUGUUUUUAUUGGAUCCUCAUGUUGGAUUUUAUGAGCGGAUCAGAGCCGAACGCCUCCGUCUGUCAGGCUGAUGACAGUUUGAUGCAGAGCAGCUUUCAGGUCUGCAGCUUCUGUCCGUCUCCACGUCUUUGUGCAGAGAUGAUGGACAGCAGCAGAUAACGCGACACAGAUGCUGCUCGCUG